This is a messenger RNA of Cornus florida, 601 nucleotides long. RefSeq names its product large ribosomal subunit protein eL37z-like. The transcript has 4 exons. Gene Ontology annotation, biological process: translation. Bases 140 to 427 code for a protein of 95 amino acids. Gene Ontology annotation, cellular component: ribosome; cytosolic large ribosomal subunit. The record is from RefSeq and is a predicted model, not a curated record. Gene Ontology annotation, molecular function: RNA binding; structural constituent of ribosome. Lineage: Eukaryota; Viridiplantae; Streptophyta; Magnoliopsida; Cornales; Cornaceae.
UACCUUCCCGUUUCUCCAACCAAACUGGGCCUAGAAAACCCUAAUUCACCUCCAGCAGCGGAAAUAUAAUACGUUAACGAUAUCAGUCUUCCAAUUUCCUGCCAAAACCUAAAAACCUAGGGUUUUUUCACCUCCAGACAUGGGAAAAGGAACAGGAAGCUUCGGUAAGAGGAGGAACAAGACUCACACACUGUGUGUCAGAUGCGGCCGCCGUAGCUUCCAUCUCCAGAAGAGCCGUUGCUCGGCUUGUGCCUUUCCUGCUGCUCGGGUCAGAAAAUAUAAUUGGAGCGUGAAGGCAAUCAGAAGGAAGACCACAGGAACUGGCCGUAUGAGGUAUCUCCGUCAUCUUCCCCGCAGGUUCAAGAGUAACUUCAGAGAAGGAACUCAAGCAGCUCCGAGGAACAAGGGAGCCGCUGCAGCCUCUUAAGGUUUCAAAGGAUAAUUUCAGUCUGUUUUAGUUUCCAUUUCUUGAACUUAGCAAGAGAAACAAAUUUCCAUUUUGUGUAUUGCGUACUGGUUUAUUAUCAGUUACAAGUUGUUUGGCUAUGUUGGGGAUUUUGAAUGACUGCUUUAAUUUGAUGGUGAGAAGUUGUUUCUUUUA